Molecule: messenger RNA, 2676 nt
Organism: Pygoscelis adeliae (Adelie penguin)
Lineage: Eukaryota; Metazoa; Chordata; Aves; Sphenisciformes; Spheniscidae
Gene: RXFP1
Product: relaxin/insulin-like family peptide receptor 1
Exons: 19
Biological process (GO): G protein-coupled receptor signaling pathway
Cellular component (GO): membrane
Molecular function (GO): protein binding; G protein-coupled receptor activity
Source: RefSeq, a predicted model, not a curated record
AUGGGGAGACCAGAACUAGCACCCUAUGCGGACAGGAGACGAGAGGAUGGGAAGCAGGUAGUGAUUAGGCAAGAAAGGAUGGAAGUGAGCAAGAAGUUGAACUUGUACGACAAGAAAUCUGAGUUGGCAACCUGCAAUCCAUUACAAAAACAGCAGAUCAGUUGCACUUACCCUGGAAAAAGUUGUGGUGGCAGAAUUUGUCCCUCAGGUGCACUGGAGGGACUGGUAAGGCAUCACGCACCUGUAAACGUGGUCAUCCAUGACUCUUUGGAAGAUCAUGUUUCUGGAGUUGGGGUCAGGUGCCCCCUGGGCUACUUUCCGUGUGGCAAUAUCACAAAGUGUUUGCCCCAACAACUUCACUGUAACGGUGAGGAUGACUGCGGGAAUCGGGCCGACGAAGACAACUGUGAAGACAACAAUGGAUGGUCUCUGCAAUUUGAUAAACAUUACACAAAGGACAAAUACAAUAAACUGAAAUCUCUGUAUGCAUUUCAGACAAAGACACCUGAGUGCUGUAAGUAAUUGCAUGGUGCUGUGCCAGCAGGGUGUACCUGCCAAGGGCUGGAGAUCUUCUGCGACGCUGCCAAAUUGCGUGCUGUCCCGUCAGUCUCUUCAAACAUAACCAUAAUGUCUCUUCAGAGGAAUCUGCUAAGGAAACUUUCUGCUGACAUUUUCAAGAAAUACCAAGACCUUAAAAAUCUGUAUCUUCAGAAUAAUAAAAUCAGAGCUGUAUCUGAACGUGCUUUCAAAGGUUUAUACAACUUGACAAAACUAUACCUGAGUAACAACAAGUUAACCAGUUUGAAGCCUGGUGUCUUUGAAGAUCUCCACAAACUUGAAUGGCUGAUAAUUGAGAAUAAUAGGAUAAAUCGGAUCUCUCCAUUAAUAUUUUAUGGACUCAAAUCACUUAUUCUCCUAGAGAUGAUGAAUAAUUCUCUUGCUCGUUUGCCUGAUAAACCUCUGUGCCAAUAUAUGCCAAGACUAAACUGGUUAGACCUUGAAGGCAACCAUAUCCAUCAUGUAAGAAAUGUCACUUUCAUCUCCUGCAACACUCUAACUGUACUGGUGAUGAGACGAAAUAAAAUCAGCUCUUUAAAUGAAAACAGCUUUUCUUCCCUCCAGAUGCUAGAUGAAUUAGAUUUGGCUAGCAACAAGAUUGAAUCACUUCCUCCAUAUAUAUUUAAGGAUCUAAAGGAGCUUUCACAACUGAACCUUUCUUACAACCCAGUCAAGAAAAUACAAAUAGACCAGUUUGAUUUUCUAAUUAAACUCAAAUCCCUCAGCUUGGAGGGCAUUGAAAUUGCAAACAUCCAGAGAAGAAUGUUCAGACCCCUGAGAAACCUUUCCCACAUAUAUUUUAAGAAAUUCCAGUACUGUGGAUAUGCCCCUCAUGUGCGCAGCUGUAAGCCCAAUACUGAUGGGAUUUCAUCCCUUGAGAACCUUUUAGCUAGCAUCGUACAGAGAGUGUUUGUCUGGGUUGUAUCUGCCAUCACCUGUUUUGGAAAUAUUUUUGUUAUCUGCAUGAGGCCUUACAUCAGAUCGGAGAAUAAGCUCCAUGCCAUCUCAAUAAUGUCUCUCUGCUGUGCUGACUGUCUGAUGGGAAUAUAUUUAUUUGUGAUUGGAGCUUUUGAUCUUAAAUAUCGCGGAGAAUACAACAAGCACGCUCAGUUGUGGAUGGACAGUAUUCAUUGUCAAUUGGUGGGAUCGCUGGCUAUUCUGUCUACAGAGGUGUCGGUCUUACUGUUGACUUACCUGACUUUGGAAAAAUACAUCUGCAUAGUUUAUCCUUUUAGGUGUUUGAAGCCCAGAAAAUGCAGGACAAUUUCCAUUUUGGUUCUUAUCUGGAUAAUUGGGUUUGCUGUUGCUUUUAUCCCACUGAGCAAUAAGGAAUUUUUCAGGAACUACUAUGGCACCAAUGGCGUCUGUUUUCCUCUUCACUCAGAACAAUCAGAAAGUUCAGCAAGUCAGAUUUAUUCUGUUGUCAUUUUUUUAGGUGUAAACUUGGCAGCUUUCAUCAUCAUUGUGUUUUCCUACGGGAGUAUGUUCUACAGUGUUCACCAAACAGCUAUUACAGCUACUGAAAUUCAGAAUCAUAUUAAAAAAGAGAUGAUCCUUGCUAAACGUUUUUUCUUCAUUGUGUUUACCGAUGCACUAUGUUGGAUACCCAUUUUUAUUCUGAAACUCCUUUCUUUACUUCAAGUAGAAAUACCAGGUACCAUAACUUCUUGGGUGGUGAUUUUCAUACUGCCAAUAAACAGUGCUUUGAAUCCUCUUCUCUACACUUUGACUACACGACCUUUCAAAGAGAUGAUUCAUCAGGUUUGGUAUAAUUACAGACAAAGAAGAUCCAAAAGAGGUAAAGGCAGCCAGAAAACAUACGGUCCAUCAUUCAUUUGGGUAGAGAUGUGGCCAAUGCACGAAAUCACACCAAAGCUAACGAAGCCUGUGCUUUGUACAGACUCCUCUGACGCUUCGGUGACUACACAGUCAACACGACUAAAUUCAUACACGUAAAUACAUUCUGAAUCUUCACGGUGACAUCCGCACUGUCAGCUUCGCAUCUGUGGGCUUAACUGCUUUACAGCAAUGGGGAAAAAUGAGGGAGGUAUGACACCUGGGCUCAUGUGAACCAAAGCCGGAAGAAGCGGGAGCAGUGUGUCUGUUUGCAGGUAGAAC